This is a messenger RNA of Talaromyces proteolyticus, 916 nucleotides long. RefSeq lists its product as uncharacterized. The transcript has a single exon. NCBI's taxonomy places the organism in Eukaryota, Fungi, Ascomycota, Eurotiomycetes, Eurotiales, Trichocomaceae. The record is from RefSeq and is a predicted model, not a curated record. Bases 284 to 898 code for a protein of 204 amino acids.
UGGCAAUUCACUUGCAUAAAUCGGAAAUGAGCAUAGUCUAAUUCAAUUCAACUUGAGCUUGCUUCUCAUUCUCGGGCAUACCACGCUUAUCCUGUCGGCGCCUAUUGUCAGAGCUUCCAGGUCUGGAAGGGACCACUCUUUAAUGAAGAGAGAGACGAAGAAGAACAAACAUGCAAAAUCCCAUACGGUCUAAACCAAAUACAUCAUUAAAAGCAUUAAUACCGAAAACAAAAAAGGGAUAACAAAAAGGAAACUCUACAAGAGCCAGAUACAUGUAUUGAAAAUGCCACCUCCACGCCCCGUCCUCCUCUCUCCCAUCCACUCCCUUAUCUCCGCUUUUGCUGCUGGUGCGCCCUCUUCGACCAUUUUAACACACUUCACAGCCUCCCCAAUCCCUCUAGUUCACGAGCACGGGGGUUGCUAUUUUCGACACGGUCUGCCCUUCCUAGGUCGCGACUUUAUCGGUCUUUCUAGGGUGGGCGAGUACUUUGAUUUACUCGCUGAGUAUCUUUCAUACAGGGAUAUGGUAUUUGAGAGUGAGGAUGACUGGGUAGUAGAUCCUCAGAAUAUGACUAUAUGUCUUCGAGGGCAAGCACAAUUCACAUACAAGGAGACUGGAGAAAGCUGGAAUGAGACUUUUAUGUGGAGGGUUACCUUGUCGGAGGACUUGACAGGGGAGAGUGAACCGGGUCCAGGGCAGGGGUUGAAGGUGCAGGAGUAUCAAGUUUGGGCGGAUACAGCGGCAGUAUUUUUGGCUAGUCGUGGGGAGUUGAAACAUGUCGCAAAGGGGACUGGGGUGGAGAUGAAUGUACGGCCUAUGACAGGCAGUAAGGAGUCGGAUUAUCCAGCGAAGCAUAAACUAGGAGAUGGAUUGUCAGCUUAUGGUAGUUGUGGAUGAGCAGGAAAAGAAAAACCA